AUGCCUAGGAAAGGUAGGAGAUCCCGGGCUCAGAAAGUUCGUUGGAGAAAGUUAGACCUGACAGGACAGACGAGCGUCAGUAAAGAUGUUGCUCAGGUUUCUGAUGGACAGCAGUAUGAAGAUGGUGACAGCACAUCUAGAAUUCUGUCCGUGCAGGCGUCUCACUGCCAGAGUGAUGCAAGGUAUGAUGUUUUCUCACGAAACAGUCAGUGCACAUGUGUAGCUCUGACAUUCCUUGCGUACCACAGUGAGGGAACUUCGUUCGAACAGCCUGAUCUUGACAGGGUGCUAGAGGAAGGGGAUGCUCUGUAUGUCGGCAUUAAAAUGCAGCUUAUGGCUGAAGGAAGAUUCCGACAGGAUCUUCUAAGCAUGGCUGAAGUACCUCUGAGCAUCUCAACUUCUAACCACAACUACAGCGUCCAAAAGUCAGAAGUGGUGAUGGGGUAUCUGAGAGACAGAGGAACUCAGGAAAUGGAUGCAUGGUGGAUUCCUCUUGAUGAAAGACUUCAGUGUCUCUCAACAGAUGUCAGCCAUGCACUGCUUAUUGUUUCUCCAGAGUGCUUUGCUGUGUUCAGAGACAGAUCUGGAAGAUAUGGAUAUUUUGAUUCCCAUUCCAGAACUGCUGGAGGUUGGCCACAUCCUACUGGUGAUGGAACAGCAGUUAUGCUAACUUUCACCAAUCUGCAUGACAUGAUCAACAGAUUACUUGAGCUUUUUUGGAAUCGUGGUCCUCAAGCUUGCUAUGAAUUCAUGGCUGUUUCAUUUGAAAUGGAGCAACAGUCUGAGGAACCAUGCUCAUCAUCAGCAUGUGUGACACCAUCACCAGUAACUUCACCUCUGCCAAAAAAACCAACAACUGCUGACAUCAGAAUCCCUGAAAAUCUUGUUCCAACAGAUGACAAAAACCAAAGUGUCAUGAAGGUUUUAAAAACAAACAAGCAGCGAAGAAGAAAAGAAAUGCGUAAAAUUGUUUAUGAAAAGCAAGAUGCAGGACUUGUGGGUACAUCUUCACAUUUUGAAGUACGAAAACAAAAAAGAAGAGAAUAUGAGAGAGAGAAAUAUGCCACCAACAUGCAGUUUCGGCUGAAGAAAAGGGAGAUUACCAAAAAGAAGUAUGAUGAAGAUCCUUUUGCCAGAUACAAAAAGAUGGAAUACAUUACCAAGAGGUACAAGACAGAUGUUCUCUUCCAAAAGAAGCAGAAGGGGUACAUAAUUAAGCGGUACCACACUGAUGCUCUUUUCCAGAAGAAAAUGAAGAACUACAUGGUCACCAGGUACAAGACAGAUGUUCUUUUCCAGAAGAAAAUUAAGAACUACAUGUUCAGAAGGUACAAGACUGAUUAUCUUUUCCAGAAGAAGAAGAAGGACUGCAUGGUCAGGAGGUACCACACUGACGCCCUUUUCCAGAAGAAAAUUAAAGACUACAUGGCCAGAAGAUAUGCAAGUGAUUCAGAGUUUAGGUCACAUCACAUUCUUCGUUGUACUCUCCAGAAGAAACAGAAGUGUUUCACUGACGCUGGAUUCCACAUUCUUCACAAGUUGAGAUGUGCAUUAAGGAUCAAGAGAAAAUACAAGCCAUACAUUCGUUUCAGCCAGAAAACACCCAUUUCUGAUGCGACAAACCAGCCUGUGUCCAACAGCUUGAUUCAGAAGGCCAUAUCUGCAUUUCGGUGUCAAAUUCUGCAUGGUCCAACUUACAUCUGCACAGUCUGUCACAGGGCUCUUUUUCCAAAUCAAGUCAAGAUGUGUAUUAGAACACGAUACCGCAAAAAUGUUCAUAUUACAGCCUUUUGCUUAACCAGGAAAUAUGUUCAUGCUUGUGACAGUGCCUGCUCAGUUCCUUGUGCAGUUCCAGAAGAGCAAAGACAGGAGUGGAUCUGCCACACCUGUGACAGCCAUCUGAAGAGAGGAUCCAUGCCUUCUAUUGCGGCGGCAAACAGACUUGAAUUGCCACCCAUCCCUGCAGAACUGCUUGAGCUGAACGUACUUGAACGACAGCUUAUCGCCAAAAUUGUUCCUUUCGCAAAAAUAGUUGCAUUGCCCAAAGGACAGCAGCGGUCAGUGUAUGGUGCUGUUGUGUGUGUGCCCUCUGAGGUGGAGAAAACAGUUAACUGUCUCCCAAGGCCUAACAGUGAGUCCCAGCUCCUACAGGUGAAGCUGAAAAGACACAUUAAGUUCAGAGGAUACCAACACUUCCAUACAGUGAAUAUGCACAAUGUGCUAGCAGCGUUAGCAAAACUGAAAGCGAUGCAUUCAGAAUACAGGGACGUUGUGAUUAGUGACGCUGCCACAUUUGAAUUUCUCCCUGAUGAUAAGCUGGAUGACACAGAGGAGAAACAGGAAGUUGUUGUCUCUGAACAGGAUGACCAGAAUGUCAGCACAGAAGAAAAGGAUGAGCUCAGGCCUGGCCUCACUCUGGACACAUGCAUGCAGCCACUUGACAUUGGGCAGGACUUGCUGUCGUACGGUGAGGGAAUCUUCAGCAUUGCGCCUGCUCAAGGGAAAAAGCCAGUCGGAUUUUUUAAGGUUCCCAAAUUGGAAGCCAUGGCCUUCCCCGUACAGUUUCCCACUGGACAGAACACAAUUGAUGAGGCACGACAAGUUGCAUUAUCACCAAGCAUGUAUUUCAAUGCUAGACUGUUCUGCGUGGAUACUCGUUUUGCCAAAGACCAGAGUUAUCUCUUCUUUGCGCAGUUUGUCACUGAAACGCACAUGGCUAGAAACAGCAUGUCUAUCCAGUUGCGAAAGGGCAAACCUGUCACAAAAGAUGGACGUAGAAUCUCCAACAAGCUUCUUCAGAAUGAUCUUGAGGUCGAAAGACUGGUCCACAGCCGUGACGCCACAAGGUUUAUGCAACCCUUGAGAGGCACUCCAUCUUAUUGGGAGAAAACGUUGAGAGAUCUACAGGCCAUGGUCAGGCAGUUAGGGAAUCCUACUUUUUUUUGCACAUUCAGUGCAGCCGAAAUGCGAUGGCCAGAAGUGAUAACGGCGAUCAAGGCUCAGCAAGGUGAAGAGGUCGUCUUUUCAGAGCUUGACUGGAUGACGAAAUGUGAAAUCCUCCGAAGUAACCCCGUCACCGUCAUGCGGAUGUUUGAGAAACGAGUGGAUGCGUUAAUGAAUCAUCUGCUUUUGUCACCUGCUCAACCCAUCGGCGAAGUCGAGGAUUACUUUUAUCGUGUAGAGUUUCAAGCCAGAGGAAGCCCACACAUUCAUCUGCUGGCCUGGGUAAAAGGGGCACCCGAAUUCGAAAAUCAGUCUGACCAAGUAGUGUGUGACUUUAUUGACCGUUACAUAACCUGCCAGUUGCCGGACCCUACCACCGAUCCCGAGCUUCAUAAAAUUGUCACCGAAGUUCAGCUUCACAGCAGGAAGCACUCCAAAUCUUGCAAGAAAGGAAAUGUGUUGUGUAGAUAUGGGUUCCCUAAACUUCCCAUGUCAAGCACCACCAUCACCCGUCCACGACCACAACGUCCUGAGGAAGAUGAAAACGAAGACCAACACCACCAAGAGAGAAAAAAGAGAAGACGGGACGUUCCACAACGUCCUGAGGAAGAUGAAAAUGAAGACCAACACCACCAAGAGAGAAAGAAGAGGAGACAGGACGCUGCUCGAAAAGCAAUGAAAGAAGCCAGGACUAAACUCAAGCCAGUGUGGGACUUGUUAAACGAUCCCCAGGCCUCCUUUGACAACUUGUCAGACUUGCUGACCAAAUGUAAUCUGUCCAUGGAUGAUUACUGUAAAUACGCUGAGGCACUGUCCACUUCAAACGUGAUUUUGCUGAAGCGUGAUCCAAAGGAGGCUUGGGUGAAUGGAUACAACCCAGAUUUGCUGAGGGCAUGGAACGCCAACAUGGACAUACAGUUCGUCCUUGACUCUUUCAGCUGCAUCAUGUAUAUGUUGUCCUACAUUUCCAAGCCAGAACACGAAAUGAAUGAUUACCUGAAGACCGUGAUCAAGGGUGUUCGUGAAACCAACGUAAACGAAGAGGACGAAAUGAAGCAGAUAAUGCAGGCCUACUCCAAACACAGACAAGUGAGUGCUCAGGAGUCUGUGGCACGAACAUGCAGCUUACCAAUGAAGAAGUGUUCACGAAAUGUUGUGUUUAUCCCGACGGAUGAUGAUGCCCUGAGGAUGAGUUUGCCCCGUAGUGUCCUACACAGCAAAGAUCCUGAUUCAGAGGAUGUCUGGAUGUCAGGUAUUAUAGAGAAAUACAGAGCAAGGCCUCAAACACUGGAGUUUGAAAAGAUGUGCCUUGCAGACUUUGUGUCGAAUUACCGUGUUGUGUAUGGUCGGCAAACUAAAGGAAAGAAUGUCCUCCCCCUCCUCAACGAUAUGGGAUUCAUUCAGAAGAGAACUGUUGGUAAGGCUGCAAUUAUCAGGUAUGCUCGCUUUUCGGAGGAGAAGCAACCGGAGAAGUUUUGCGGAACAAUGGUAAAACUUUACGUGCCACAUCGUGUCAACGAACAGCUGAAACCUCAACGGUUUCCAACGUAUCAAGAGUUUUACAAAAGGGGACUUGUGGAACUCCCGUCACACCCCAAUCUCCGAUUCCCUGUCCGUGGCUUAGUUAAAGCACAACAGAAGAAGUUUGAAAAGCACGGCAAAAAAGUGGACGAAGCAUAUGAACAGCUGCAGCGGGAAGGACCAUCUGAGAAUGCUUGGUGUGCUUUUGCACCUGAAAUCGACGUUGAUCGGAUGGAGUGUAUUGCAGAACAACAAGACGUCCAUCAAGAAGAAGAUGAACAGGAUGAUGUUCCGGAAUAUCAGAUUCGUCGUGAAGAUGGAGACGGAGUGGUACCACAGAUUGAGGCACCACAGAUGACUAAUGAAUAUCUGAAGAAGAUGUUUAGGAGUCUAAAUGAGACGCAGGCAGCAAUUUUUUACACUGUCCGCCAGUGGUGUCAGAAGCGUGUGUGGGGUCACAAUCCAGAGCAGUUUUUUUACUUUUUGUCAGGCGGUGCAGGUUGUGGGAAAUCACACGUCAUCAAGUGCAUACACUCGGAAGCAACUAAGAUUCUGCGACAACUCCCUCGACUCCGGGAAGAAGGGGAUCUCUCCGUGCCCACGGUGCUGUUGUCUGCGUUUACUGGAACUGCAGCAUUCAACAUCUCGGGUAAAACGCUGCAUUCCCUUUUAAAACUGCCAAGGAGUCUGAAGCCACCUUAUCAAGGACUUGGGAACGCCCUUGAUGAAGUGAGAGCAGGAUUACGCGACGUGGAGAUUCUUAUCAUCGACGAAAUAUCCAUGGUUUCUAAGGACCUGUUUACUUAUGUAAACUGGAGAUUUCAACAGAUCAAAGGCAACAAGAAACCUUUUGGAGGAAUAUCUUGCCUUGUUGUAGGGGAUUAUUAUCAACUGCCACCGCUUGGUAAAGCCAAACCGCUCUGUGUGUAUGAAGAGGAUAUGCUGGACUUCUGGAAGGACCAUUUUCAAAUCAUCAUACUCACAGAGAUCAUGCGGCAAAAAGAAGACCUCGCUUUCGCUGAACUGUUGAACAGACUACGAGUGAGGCAGAAGACAGAAGCUCUCAGGGAAGAUGAUAGAGCUUUGUUAUUCCAGGCUGUGAAGAAGCCAGAAGACUGUCCACGUGAUGCUCUGCACAUAUUCGCCACUAACAAACAAGUUGACAAGUACAAUACCGAGAUUGUACAGGCCCUUUUCACUGACAUCAUAACGAUUGAUGCCGAAGACUACAGGAAAGACCCAAAAACAGGAAGGAUAAAGAGAUUAAACAAACCUGUCACUGGAAAAAAGGAUGACUUGCUGGACACAAUGCAAGUUGCAGUGGGAGUUCGUGUGAUGGUAACCAGGAACCUGGAUGUAGAAGAUGGAAUUGUCAAUGGAUGUUUUGGCACGAUUGCAAACAUCGUCACCAAAACAAAAGAUGGAAUCGCCACAGUACAAAUGUUAGGACUUCAACUUGACAAUCCGAACGCCGGUCAGAAACACCGCAAAAAGGUACGAGGUGAAGAAGACGUCUUGGUUUACAUUGAGAGAUCUGAAGAAAGUCUGCGGAAAGGAGCCGUUCGUCGACAGUUUCCCAUUAAGCUAGCUUACGCCUGCACAGCCCACAAAGUUCAAGGCAUGACAAUGCACUCUGCAGUAGUGUCAUUGAAGAAGAUUUUUGAGCCGGGAAUGGCCUACGUUGCCCUCAGCAGAACGACAUCUCUACAAGGAUUACACAUUACGGAUUUCGACGACAAGAAGAUAUAUGCUGAUCCUGAAAUCACGACCUCUUUGCAAAGCAUGAGAAGAGCAAGAGUUGAAGAAAUCAUGCCACUUCUGCAGCACGUGAGGGAAAAUAGGCAGGAACAGACACUCACCAUCAUUCAUCACAACACGGAAGGACUGGCAUCUCACAUGGAGGAUAUCAGAUGCCAUCAUGAGCUACAACUCGCCGAUGUUCUGUGUUUAACAGAAACCCACCUGACUGGAUUGUCUACUUCAGAUCUCCAAUUGGAAGGAUACAACUUGUUCACACGCAACAGGCAUGUCUCCUACUCCACACAUCAAGAACUUGGAAGGAAAAAUGGAGGUGGAGUCGCAAUAUAUUGCAAGGAGCACAUUCCAACUCAGCCCAGGCAAUAUAUACAAAAUGUGACUGAUCUGGAGUUUGCUGUGAUCAAAUUGGAUUCCCCAAUAAAAGCAGCAGUGGUAGCUGUGUAUAGGCCACCACAAUAUAGUAUUGGAGAUUUCUUGACCAACCUGAACAGUAUGCUGGAUUACCUGGACCUCACACACAACGAUCUUGUCAUCAUCUGUGGAGACUUCAACGAGGACCUCCUACACCCUGGAAAAAAACCUAUUCUGGAGUUGUUUCAAUCUCGAGGAUACACGCAACUGAUUACAUCAGCGACAACGGAAAAGCACACACUACUUGACCACAUCUACAUUUCAAAUCCGGACUUCUGCCAUCAAUCGGACGUGUUACAGACCUACCACAGUUACCACAAUCCUGUGUACUGUGUAUUGCGUUUUUUUCCAUAGGUAAAUUGCCCGCUAUACCAGGUCACUGGGGCCACUGAAUCAGCAUUAACGACAACAGUGGGGCUACACCAGCCUUAGUUCCCCAGUGGCUUUUGUAUCAGUGGUGUCUUGGCCUUAAGCCAUACGGAACUGGGGUUCCACUUAUCCUCCUCCAUCGACGACAGUGACGUUGCGGUUAUAUUGUGUUGUCUGUUGUAAUAUGAAGGUGUUGUGUCACUGAGUUAUCUAGAGUUCAGCAGCAGGAAGGACGAAGGAGUAGUGUGGCAGCUCCAGGCAGGACAGGAAGUGAAGGCAGCAGAAUACAGGACACAGUCAGGAUUAGUGUAAUAACUCCAGGGAAGACACAGACAGUGAGAGUAACAGCAGCAUUGCAGGAAGAUUUUGGAGACCAUAGCAGUCCUGCAACACUGGAUAUGAGUGUGCAAUAUACCAUCUAAAGGAACUGGUGAGUCAGAAUGUCUGAGAAGAUCAAGUGUGCUUCACCACUGAUGAUGAUGAGCUGGAUACCAGCUUAUGUGCUAAUUUCUUUCAAGGACGCGACCAGAUGUGUUUGGAGUUGAAGACAAUGCUGAAGACCAAAGAAGCAAUGGAAGAAGCACAUUAAAGCACUGAGGGUGUCCAGCCUGUUUGCCAUGUCAGAUCCAGCGGCUAGAUGGCAGGAGAUGCUUCAUUAUACCCCUGAUUGCCUUUAGAUGAUCGAUUAAUUAAUUUUAAUAUAGAUUUUAAAUUAUCUUAUUAUAUUAAAUAAUUGGUCUCAAUUUAAUAUUUCAUAUAUUAGCUUGAGUAAGAAUGUUUUUAUAAUGUGUACGCCAUGCCCGAAGAGGAUGGGUUCCCCCUGAUGAGUCUGGUUCCUCUCAAGGUUUUUUAUCUCCUUAAGAGUUUUUUCCUUGCCACCGUCGCCACUGGCUUGCUCACUGGGGGUGUUGUGUCAAAUCCUGUGUCCCUCUUGCGUCCCUGCCGACCAGGGUUUCCAAAACAACAGUUUGUGACUCAAUUCAUAAUUUUUUUAUUAAAUCAUAGAAAUUUUAACAAAUAAAAGUGAAAUCAUGUUAUGGCUUAGUCACUUACAGUAAAGCAGUAAGCCCUGUGAUGCUUUGAUUAACAGUGCUUUCAGAAAUGCUAAGGGGUGUUAUUGUUUUCUGAAAUCACAGGGCUUAUGUAUGGGCUUAUGCCCCUUAUAAACACUUGUGCAGUAAUAGACGCAAUCAUGGACGGUAAUUGAGUAGUUUUUAAUGGCUUUAAAUGCAACACGCACAAGGUUCACUUUAUUAAAACAAUAAUUCAAACACUUUCAUCACUAUUAUGCCAAAAUAGAAACUUGAUUAAAAAAUCUUUAUUAUUGCAACAGUAAGAUAUUUGUUUUUUAUUUUCAUAAUUCGAUAAUUUUAAUAUGAAGUUAAAAUAAUAUUUAUAUGUGAGCUAGUGCAACAUUAUAGGGUGGGAUUUGGCACAACAGGUGUUUUCUAAAACUUUUAAUAAACAUUUUGGUUGAAUUGGCA
This is a messenger RNA of Carassius carassius (crucian carp), 8486 nucleotides long. RefSeq lists its product as uncharacterized. Gene Ontology annotation, molecular function: DNA helicase activity. The coding region runs from base 1 to 6987 and encodes 2328 amino acids. Lineage: Eukaryota; Metazoa; Chordata; Actinopteri; Cypriniformes; Cyprinidae. Gene Ontology annotation, biological process: DNA repair; telomere maintenance. The record is from RefSeq and is a predicted model, not a curated record. The transcript is spliced from 5 exons.